ACUAUAUAGAUUCUAGCAUAAUGGUUGUCUGAAAUUUAUAUUUUUGUAGGAUGGACACAAGAUCAGUGUUGGUGAUUGCGCUUCUCUCAGACCUCCCAGGAUUCCCCAUAAGGUUACUGAAACUUUAACCUUAGUCCUUGUUUGCUUGAAGGCUACCUUACCUUCUUCUAUUGCCUCUGACUCUUGUUUUUCAAUCAGCUAAACAGUCUCACUAUAAAAAAAAUCAUCUCCAACACAAAAUGGGGAACCCAGAUACAUGGCGCUGCCAGAAUUGCGGCAACGUGGGGCUGGAAGAUGGUGAUGAUGGCUUCUUCUAUUGCACCCAAUGCAACUCACAAGCUGAGGACUUCAUGGACACUGGCGUGGCGGAUGAGGACUUUCUCGACCAGACUGGUAACCCAUAUGGAGGCCUCUACUCUGCUCGUCACACCCGUCGCGUUAACAGCUCUGUUGUCAAAGCAGAGCCUCUCUCCCAACCCUUAGACGACUUCUCACCUUAUUAUGAGCCCUUUAGUCAAAGCCAAGCUAAAACAGAAGAUCAGGAUCCCACAGGGCUCAAGGAUUUUGCAUUUGAUGGGAGAGAGAAUGAUGAGGACUAUUAUGGGUGGAUUAGGCUUAGGUAUGUGAUGGGAUUGCAGCGGAUGAUUGAGCUCCAAUGUGAGGCUUUAGUCACAGAGUUCAAGGUAACUCCCUUGAUAUGUGGUCUGGCUGGGACGGUUUGGCUCCGCUUCUUGGCUGGGACUCAGGUUCUUAAUGAUGAUUGUGCUGACCAUUCCUUUGACUUAAAUGAGUCUGAGAUCCCCCAACAAGGAGAACCGCUUGACAAAUUGAAGACGCCUUUGAAAAGCCAUGCACCUAAUUAUGCAAAGUAUGACCCUCAAGCAUUGAAGGCGUGGUUUAAGUCCUUGAAGAAGAUUAUACCAUUAUCUUACACUUUAGCUGUUUCUUUUCUGGCUUGUCAUCUUGCCAGGGAAGCAGUCCUGCCAACUGACAUGGUAAAAUGGUCCCUAGAAGGGAAGCUCCCAUAUUUUGCUGCUUUUCUUGAAAUUAAAGAUGAUCUGAAACAGUUUGGACAGCCUUCACGUGCCUGCCCAAUAAGUUCAAGCUUGAUGUUUAGGCCUUCUGAAUCAGUUCCAGUGCAGAAGCUGGAAUCACUAGCAGCAUCUGUUGCUGGGUUUAUAGGCUUGGACUUACCACCAGUCAAUUUCUAUGCUAUAGCUUCCCGCUUUCUAAAUAAGUUAGCUCUCCCAGUCAAAAAGAUUCUCCCUCAUGCGUGCCGCAUAUAUGAGUGGUUGAUGCCUCCAGAGUUAUGGUUAUCUACAAAUGAGUUGAGGCUUCCCACUCGUGUUUGUGUGAUGUCAAUACUGAUUGUAGCUGUGAGAAUUCUUUAUAACAUUCAUGGUUUUGGAGAAUGGGAAAGAAGUUUGUCGAGUUGUCAUGAUUCAUCUUCCAUAUCUAAAAAUAGUGGUGAUGAGGACCCCAGAUCCAGUUGUGAAAUAAAGGAUGAUGCUAAUACAUAUUCAGAUUCUCUGCCUCGCAGUAAAGAUGAUUCAGAUACAAACUUUGAUAGAGACUACUCGCACGCAGAAAACACUAAGUUGGAUACUGCAAAACUUUUGGCCAACCUUGAAGCGAGUUAUAAUGAAAUUGCUGAUGACUAUGAAUAUUGCAAGGACUUGCAAACAUAUCUCCAGUUCUGCAAGGAUAUAGUCUUUGCUAGAUCAGAACCAUCGCGUAAGGAUGCCAAGGAAGAAAAGUUAAUUGAAACUUUAUGGAACUACUAUCAAAGUGGAAAGGAUUCUGAUGCAGCAGCGGAACAGGGAUUGCAUUGUGGUAGAACUGAUGACCAGAAAAGACCAAGGUAUAAUGAAGAAUGCAGUAGUAGUCCAUGUAGAGAAAAGAAGUUUAGGAGGCCAUCUUCUUGUGAAGAAACUUUUCUCGAAGAUGACCAUCAGAAUAGCCAAAAUGGUGAUCAUUUUGGUGAUAGCUCACAUGAUAGUAAGAACUCAGAAGUGAAUGACCAAGGGUCAGCUGAGACUUUCAAAAAUGAAGCCAUUAAUCGAAUGAAAUUAGACAUGGAGGAGAAGAGGUUCUGUUAUAUUCCACCUAGGAAGAACCCCAAGAGAUUUGAUUACCUUCACUACGUGAGGAAGCAGGAUGAUGGCGCCUACACUUAUGUUGCGCAUGCUGACUACUACAUAAUGCUUCGUACAUGCUCGAGAGUUGCCCAAGUCGAAAUUCGGUGUAUGCACAUUGGAGUGCUGAGCUUUGAGAGAAGACUGGCUUGGUUGGAGAAGAGAAUCGACCACUGCUUGCAUUUGACCCCUCCUAUUAUAUCAUGUGAGUACUGUACUGAGAGGGUUCCUGAGAACACUACUGAUGCAGAAACUACUGACAUGGUUCCUGAGAACACUACUGAUGCAGACACUAUUGUUGAGGAAUCGAUUGGACUUUCAAAUUUGAAUAUAUGACUUCAUUUUUUUUCCCCUCUUUUUCUUUUUUAAGGUUAUCAGGCUAAUGAAAAGCAAUAUGGCCCAACGAAAUGAUGCUAGUUUACCUUUUUAUUUAUGUUUUCCUAUGACUACAAACUUAUUUGAUCUGAUACCAGUGUAGUUUGUCAGUG
Fragaria vesca subsp. vesca is the source of this 2623-nucleotide messenger RNA. Its product is annotated as TATA box-binding protein-associated factor RNA polymerase I subunit B-like. Gene Ontology annotation, cellular component: RNA polymerase I core factor complex; RNA polymerase transcription factor SL1 complex. Gene Ontology annotation, biological process: RNA polymerase I preinitiation complex assembly; nucleolar large rRNA transcription by RNA polymerase I. Lineage: Eukaryota; Viridiplantae; Streptophyta; Magnoliopsida; Rosales; Rosaceae. The transcript is spliced from 4 exons. Gene Ontology annotation, molecular function: RNA polymerase I core promoter sequence-specific DNA binding. The record is from RefSeq and is a predicted model, not a curated record. Bases 240 to 2471 code for a protein of 743 amino acids.